Molecule: messenger RNA, 558 nt
Organism: Acanthosepion pharaonis
Lineage: Eukaryota; Metazoa; Mollusca; Cephalopoda; Sepiida; Sepiidae
Source: the annotation of a GenBank genome assembly
AUGUCGGAAAAUAAUCAAACUUCAAGAAGUAACACCACAAACUUAGGUGUGGGCUUUAAUUACAACCCUCUGUUGGGUGGAGUCGGCUUCUCACUUAACUACAAUUCGACAACGAAUGAAACUUCAAAUACACAACGAACACUCCCACAAUCUGCAAUUGCUAGUGAGAGAAAUUAUGCUAUAGAAGCUCCACCAAGACGUGAAGAAAUUUCUGCUAUAGAAGCUGCUCCAAGAGCAAAUAACCGGUCUGAAGUUAUUGCUUUCUACAAAAAUGAAAUUCCUUCUAGGCCACAAGGUUUUUAUAUUGAAACAAUUCUAAGAGACUGGAUUGGAAAUUAUGAAAAAUUGGAUGGCUUCAAUAAUUAUAUCCAGUGGUUAUUUCCUAAUAGAUUGCCUGGACAGAACUGGUCAUGCUCCACUGUGUUUACUGAUGAAGACGUUGAAACUUUUGAAAUAAUGCUUGACUUUUUGGGAAUGAUGCUGCAUGAGGAUUCCCAAACAUUUGCUCUGACUGACAACUCCGUUGAACGACUUAAGACAAUAGUUUCUACUGCUUAG